UGAUUAAAUCGCGUCUUGCAGAGACCGCCUCAAACUCACCCAACCGUCAAAACUACAAAUAUCGAUUCGCAGCUGGCUGCAGAUGUUUCUUUUCGUCAACAAAAACAAAACACUCGCGAAUUGUGAAUUAAAUGCAUUAAAAUCCGGUGGCCUCAGUGCAUUGCAGCAGAUAAAGGCCAUUUAAAUUCCUGCCAAGGCAGCUCGUAUCGAAUAUUUCAGCCCAAAACGUAAACCGGUGAAGUGCGCAGUGCGAUGGAGAGGAAUCCAGUCACGGCUAAUAGCAUAGCAGGAGGAGGUAGAGAAUCCAGUGAUCAGGAGGAGAAAAAGUCACCAAGCGUCGCUGAAUAUAUGAAAAACUUUAAGAACAUCAUAGCACCAGGAAAUGAAGCCUCCAUGACCAGGGAGUUCAAUCCUCAGGUGGCCUACGAAUUCGAAAAGUAUCUCAAUCCCCAGAAGCUCAAACAGCAUGUCUUGAAGAGUGAAAAACUGCGUUCCAUUCUGGAGCAUUAUGCAAAGGAAUCGGGACAACCAUUUAAGCAGUUGGAACGACAGGCUAAGGCUAUCAUCGAUGAAAUCGGACUGGAGCGAAAUAUGGCUAUUAUCCGAUGGUGCGGUAUAGCCAUUACAGCUAUUGGAAAAAGGAUCUGCGAUGGAUUCUAUGUCAAUUCGGCCAGCAUGGCCAACGUCCGCAAAGAUAUGGGCAAGUGUCCGGUGCUCUAUCUACCGAGUCAUCGGAGCUACAUGGACUUUAUCCUUAUGUCGUACAUCUGCUACUACUACGACAUCGAGAUACCAGGAAUAGCAGCCGGAAUGGACUUUCACUCCAUGUUUGGAAUGGGCACCAUGCUGAGAAAAACCGGAGCCUUCUUUAUGCGUCGCAGUUUCUCCAACGACGAGUUGUACUGGGAUAUUUUCCGGGAGUACAUGUACGCUCUGGUGGCCAAUUACCACAUCGGCGUGGAGUUCUUCAUCGAAGGCACACGCUCCAGGAACUUCAAAGCCUUAGUGCCCAAAAUAGGGCUCCUGUCAAUGGCCCUGCUACCAUAUUUCACUGGCGAAGUUCCCGAUGUGAUGAUUGUGCCAGUUAGUGUGGCUUAUGAGCGAGUCCUAGAGGAGCAACUCUUUGUUUACGAACUGCUCGGAGUGCCUAAACCGAAAGAGUCUACAAAGGGUUUCUUCAAGGCACUGAAAAUCAUCGAUGAACGAUUUGGGAAAAUGUUCCUGGAUUUUGGUGAGCCAAUAUCAGUGAAGGAAUUCUUCGGACACGACAGUGGUCAGCGGAUGCAAAGAGCUGGGGUGGGUGGCCACCUGCAGAAACUCAACCGCCAAGAAGUGGAACUAGUCAAGCAGCUGGCCAAUGAGAUUAUCUACCAACAGCAGCGACGUAUUGUGAUCACUACAUUCAAUCUAUUGAGUUUGUACUACGCCAGUCAAUUGUACGCCCAAAAGAGUGUCAACAUAGACGAGUUAUCCCGUGGAGUUCUGCAUCUAAAAAGGAUCUUCGAGCAGCUGGGGGCACAUGUUAGCACUACACAAAGUAGCAUCAAGGCGGAUAUUAUAGAUGCUGUGGAAAUACACUCAAACAUAUUACAUUUUGCAACCGCUAGAUUGCAAUUUACACCCAUGGCAGCCAAGCAAUUGGCUGAACAAAUCGAUGUUAAACGCCUGAAAGCUCAUGCUCUUUGCCCGCAGACGAUGGCAGUGGCUGUUCCCAUGUUGGCGCUGCAGCUCUACAUUAAUCCCUGCAUGUUUUGGCUGGCCAGACCAGCUUACUUGCUCCUCGCGGCGCUUAAGGAGCAGAAGAAUCAGGAAAAGCAGUCGACAGACAUUUCAUACGAUGCCAGUUUGAGUGCCCUGCAUACGCAUGUGACCAGUAUGGAUACCCUGUUCCAGCACGAGUUCAUCAUUGAAUCGAAUCGUGAGGCAGCUGAGUUUGAGACACAUUUGCAACUGCUCCUGGACGAGAGGGUGGUGGAGGUGGAAAAGAGCGGCCGUAUUAAAGUCCAGGACAACGAGUGUUCGCAUGUCAUUCUGGCUGCCCUGGCGCCUUUCCUGUGUCUAUACUACCAACUGGUAGUCACCUUAAGAAAGAUUCCUCUGGAAUUCGAGUUCAGUAACAAGGAUCUGCUUGUUCGCGUCCAGCAGCAUGUGGAACAACUGCUGCAGCAACCCGGAGGCUCUGCCUCCCAUGUGCAUCCAUAUUGUCUGGCACUGGACAACCUCAAUAUAGCCAUAUAUGCCCUAAUCCAAAGGGGCUACCUUCUGAAAUGUAAAGACUCGGGUCAAAUGAAGAUCGCUGCAGCUCCAGGAAAGUGCUUGAAGGAACUGGAAAAUCAGCUCCUCGAGUACUGCCAACUAAUGCCAUUCGCACAAUACUCGACGGCGGCCAACCAGCAGGCCCAAUUUCACAUAGCCAAGUUAUAACUGACAAAUGGCAAGAGGCCGACGGGGGAGACGACGCCACAGGAGGCGGACAUGGAUUUAAACCCCGAUCCAGCGUCGAAUCCCGAAAAGUGUAGUACAAUUAGCAUUUCAUUGACCAUGCAAUUCAUCCAGUUUGUUGUCGGCCUGCUCAAGAAUUGUCGCAUCAUC
This is a messenger RNA of Drosophila eugracilis, 2592 nucleotides long. RefSeq names its product dihydroxyacetone phosphate acyltransferase (gene Dhap-at). Bases 253 to 2424 code for a protein of 723 amino acids. Lineage: Eukaryota; Metazoa; Arthropoda; Insecta; Diptera; Drosophilidae. Gene Ontology annotation, molecular function: glycerone-phosphate O-acyltransferase activity. Gene Ontology annotation, cellular component: peroxisomal membrane; peroxisome; mitochondrial membrane. The record is from RefSeq and is a predicted model, not a curated record. Gene Ontology annotation, biological process: ether lipid biosynthetic process. The transcript has 4 exons.